ACUUCGCUCGCCUGUCUGGGGUCCAGCCUGCCCACUCUUCAUCGGACGCGAGGUUGGGGAAGUUACGGCAGCUGUUGCCAUUUGCGCCAAUCUAGGAUAACAGCCAGGACCGAGAAGGAAGAGUGAAAGGGCUGCUUAUCCCGCUUGCUGCAAGAUGCCGCGCCUAGGGUACAAGAAGUCUCGCGGUGGCUGUGCAAGGUGUAAACAGCGUCGUGUAAAAUGCGAUGAGAACAAGCCGUGUGGCGCCUGUAUCAGGCACAACACCCAGUGCAGUCUCCUCGAGGGCUCAGUGGACGGCUCAGGCUCCGGUGACAACAUGAGCUGGGAGCCGGCAUCCAAUUCUAACGCGGCGGGACUCUCCAGAGUGCCGAGUUUUCAACGGAGGAGCUCAUCGCGAAAAGGAUCCAGUGGCAGCCGCAAGAUGCAAACGCCAUCAAUCAGCCCAAUAGACCACUCAUUGACGCCGCCGAGUCUACUCGAGGCCACCCUCAACCUACCGGCAGACUUCGUCAGCGACCGGGGCUCUUCUAUCGGAAAUAGGCGGUCCUCUAUCGCCGCCUCGAGCCCCGACCCGUUUCCCUACUUUGUCAAGUUUUCAACCGAACCCGUGGAACCGGUUCAUUUGAACAAGUGGAUCACAGAUCUCGAGCUGAUGCACCAGUACUCCACGGCCACCAGUCUCACGAUGCCCAGGUCGUCGGACGUGAGCAGUAUCUGGCAGUUUGAGGUACCGAAGCUCGGUCUGACGUACAUGUUCCUGAUGCACGAAAUCCUCGCUAUCGGUGCUUUACAUCUAGGGUACCUCCACCCGGAGCAGCGCGAAUCUUACGCCUUGCAUGCCUCACAGCAUCAGAGUGAUGCGAUAGCGGGCAUGCGAGAGUCACUCAUGAACAUUACGACGGAAAACUGCCACGCUCUGUUCGCGGCAUCGUCAUUACUGUUGCUCAAUGCAUACUCUACAUUCCCGUAUCAAAGGGGAGCCCCUCACUCACAAGAGGCGCCAACUGUCGACAAUGUUCUCGACGUCUUCCUACUUGUGAGAGGAAUGAGCCACAUCUUAUCAUCAUUUCAACCAUCUAUCCAGGCAGGGCCUUUUAGGCACUUCUUCACAGAGGUCGUCACUCCCGCGACUACACCAUUGCUGGAGGCAGUCACACAGCAUCUCGAGAACCUCCAAAUAAGUUUAAAGACAUCCAGCGCCGACGAACAAACCAAAGCCAUCGUCAGCAAGGAGAUCGACGUGUUUCUCGGGUGGAUCAUGCACGCCGUUGAGACAACAGCGUUCCCAGAGCUGCGGGUGGCCUUGACAUGGCCCAUCAACCUCGCCGAGGAGUAUCUACAGCUGCUCCGGAACCGCGAUCCUGCGGCGCUGACUCUGUUGGCUUACUACUCGGUCGUCGUCCGCUCGACGGAAGCUACCACGUGGUUUAUGCAGGGAUGGGGCAUCAACUCGGCGCGGGCGAUAGUAUCAGACUUAGAUCCAGAGUGGAAAGAGUUGGUCAAAUGGCCAUUGGCCUUCAUAAGCGACAGAAGUAUACAGCUUUAGUUGUCAUCUAAACAAAUCAAAGAACAAAACAUUUAGACUACCCCAUUCCGGCCAUCCCUUGAACUGCUUUACUAGAGAUGCCAAUACUCUUCGGACCUCAGAGCAGACACUGAUGGCUAGUACGAUGAGAGCCGCGACAUCCCGCGUGCGACAAUUCCACGCUGAAGCUUCAUGGAGUUGCAGGGACACCAACGUCAACUGUCAGCUUUUCUGAUGCCGUCUACCCGAACAACCUUCCAUUUAGGUCUGUUAGGCUCGAAAGUCUAACUAGCCGAUCAACAAUAAUCUAAAGAAUUCGGC
Molecule: messenger RNA, 1846 nt
Organism: Colletotrichum phormii
Lineage: Eukaryota; Fungi; Ascomycota; Sordariomycetes; Glomerellales; Glomerellaceae
Exons: 2
Coding region: 155-1546 (463 amino acids)
Biological process (GO): regulation of transcription by RNA polymerase II
Molecular function (GO): zinc ion binding; DNA-binding transcription activator activity, RNA polymerase II-specific
Source: RefSeq, a predicted model, not a curated record